Molecule: messenger RNA, 2381 nt
Organism: Amorphotheca resinae ATCC 22711
Lineage: Eukaryota; Fungi; Ascomycota; Leotiomycetes; Helotiales; Amorphothecaceae
Exons: 2
Coding region: 366-2063 (565 amino acids)
Source: RefSeq, a predicted model, not a curated record
CGUACCUGUGGAAUGAAUGCAAGAGAUCAAUUUAUCUGAUCUGACAACUUGAUCGAUUCAUCCAUCACUCGAGGUUCGUGGUGCUACUGAACGGCACGGCACGACACGCGCGGGAGACGAAUUCCGUCUUUGUUUACACCAACGGUUUUUAUCGAUAAGCGGCAAUCCCCGCAUCUAGGGGAAGAGCAACAAGACGGAGCAGAGGUGGAAGAGUAUAUCUUCACUUGUUCACUUCUUCGCUCAUCAAGAGUCGGGAAUCCCGUUUCCCUUCCCAUCCCAUCUUUCGCACCCCUGGUGGUGACUGGAAAGUCGGAACUCCGCUCUUUGUCCCUGUAUCUCUCGUUGCGACGUGAGAACGCAGAAACAUGGCGACCCUGGCGGAGAAUAUCAUCUGCCCUGAAGAAAUAAGCAUGCCAUCGUCACCUACACCUUCAUCUUCAUCAUCAUUCACCACCAGCAACCUGCUGCCGAAACCUUCAGCCCAUCGCAGGGCCCGCUCGUCGUUCGCAACGCCCUCGGUAGCAACCAGCAGAGACACGAGUGCGGUCUGGGCGGAGGACUACUACUGUGAUACUGAGUUCGGAGACAACCUAGGAACCUUCUCCCUCGAGAACAAAGGAAAGCGAGGAUCGACCUUCCUCCAACCUCCAGAGCCUGUCGCACUUGCUUCGACGCCCUUCCUUCGAUCAGUUUCGUUGUCGUCCGAAGACGAGGACGUUUAUCAACCUCCACAACCCGACCCUCCUCAGCGCACCUUCACAUCAUUUCUACCCUUCCGCAUGCCAACUCGCAGCAAUUCAGUACGUCCAAACAAGCGUCCCACGAAGGAGAAUACCCAGCCCCUACUCGACGAACCAUUCAUGCCUACGCUCACAGGAGACCGCGACGGGGUCAACCGUGGUGAGGAGAAGCAGAAGGGAGGAGGACUGAGUUCCUGGUUCUCGGGCUCCAGCACGCCGGUGCCUGUGGGACUCAUCACGGAGCAAGAGAGUCUCUCUCCACCGCCGAAGAUGCCAUCGAAGGGAGUAUCACCCGAGCAAAAUAGUGCGAACGGACAAGCUCCCUCGCAGCCCGACGCCAAUAGGAGCCGUAGCAGCACAACGACCAAGCAACGCGCUAGCUCAACGGCAACAAGCCGAUUCAAUUUCUUCUCGGGCCAGAAAUCCCCAACCAAACAGACCAUACAAUUACCCACGAGCAUGGUGGAUAAGGACGAGUUCCUCACAUUAGACAUCGGCGCUGCGCUCUUCCCUUCUUCGUCUGCCUCCGCCCAAGACCCCUUCUCACCAGCGGCCUUCAAGAACUUGUUGAUGAACGCCGAGGGUCUCCUGCUCCGAAUGCAGACGGCAUACAAGUUACGCACUCUCUCACUCCACGAGCUCAGCGCCGAGAAGGAAGCGCAAAAGGAAGAGCUGGAAGAAGCGGAAACGAGAGCCCAAUGCCUAAGAGCACAGCUCAUCGAAAUGAGCAACAAAGUUGCGGAGCAAGAUCGCACGAUGCAAGACCUCCUGGAACAACUGGCCCGGGAGAAGCAAGCCCGCGCCGAAGAGCGCGACGCCCGCGAGAAAUCCAUCGCCAAUAUCAAAGCCCAGCGCGAGCGCAGCCUCUCCGAUGCCGAAGAUCUCGGCAUCAGCACAGCCUCAUCACGCCGCCGCGGCCAGAGCACCAGCUCCGGCACCAGUUCUAGCGACUUCUCUGAGGAGAGCGACCACGACACCGACGCCGCCUCGUCCGUCUUUUCGCGCAGCCGCAGCCCUACCCUCACCGUCGCCAGCUCCGAAUCCGCUGACGACUUCCUCCCCUUCCAGCAGUCCCCCUCCUCCUCCUUCCGCAAACUCACUCCGUCCCAAGCAGCCGCGGACCGCAUCGCGCACCCGCAUGCCCGUGCAGGGUCCGUUGACGACAGCGGCUGUCCAAACUGCGGCGGGCGCGACGCGAGCGUGGCGUGGGAUGCGGUCGGGUUGCUGCGUGCAGAGAACCAAGGCUUGAAGGAGCGCGUGGGCCAUCUCGAGGGCGCCGUCGAGAUGGCGCUGGAUUUAUGCUCGGGCGUUCGAGGUCGCUAAGCAUCCAUCCCUUUUAGGAAUGAAUAGGGAUUGGGAAAUCCAAACAUAACAUACGAUACAUUACAUACGGUAUAUACAGUACAUAAAACCACAGCUCCCGAAAACCGACUGGUUUAGUUGGUUUAUCAAGAAAAGAAAGGAACGAACGAAGCAAGGAAGGGAGGGGGAUCAGGUGAUGAUUGGCGUUGUACAAUUCCACGACUGGCUGGCUGGCUCUUUUAUGAUGGGGUAGUGGUUUUUCUACUUGUUACUUUUUGACUCUUCUUCUUGUUCUAUCUUUCGACUUGGGGGUUUCGGAUAAGCAUGGGAUGGCAUGGG